Molecule: messenger RNA, 363 nt
Organism: Eimeria necatrix
Lineage: Eukaryota; Apicomplexa; Conoidasida; Eucoccidiorida; Eimeriidae
Exons: 2
Coding region: 1-363 (120 amino acids)
Biological process (GO): mRNA splicing, via spliceosome
Cellular component (GO): nucleus; U2 snRNP
Molecular function (GO): U2 snRNA binding; protein binding
Source: RefSeq, a predicted model, not a curated record
AUGCCCGUGCUGUACCACCUCAGCCUGCAGAAGCCCACGGCCGCCGUGGGCGCCGUCCACGGCAGCUUCAGCGCCCCCAGAGUUCAAGAAGUUGUGGUGAAUAGGGGGCGGCUGUUGGAGCUGCUGCGGCCGGACGAGGAGGGGAAGCUGCACUCCAUCUGCAGCACAGAUGUCUUCGGCAUCAUCCGCAGCAUCGCCACCUUCCGCCUCACCGGAGCUCUGACGGACUACAUCGUCUUGGGCAGCGACUCGGGCCGUUUGGUGAUCGUCGAGUUCGACGCCAAGAACAACCUCUUCAAGCGCGUCCACUGCGAGACUUUCGGCAAAACAGGUCCAAAAUUAAUUCAAAUUAAUUCAAAUUAG